AUGAGAGGACUUCUCAACCCAAGGGCCCCUCGCCACCCUGUGCUCGCGAUUGCGGUGGCUCGCGGCAUCACGGAGCUGGAACUUUCAGAGAUAUUAAGCAGACGCUUUUACCCCAGCCCUCCCUGCGCCUCCAAGCCCUUCGCCCCAUACAGUGGAGUGCCAUCGACGCUGACCAUCGCCGAGUUCUCCACAUGUGUCACGGACUUUCGCGCGGUUCGAGAGUGGCUGCCACGCUCGCGGAGACAGGCGCCUGGUAUCGACCGAACGCCGAGCGUUGAGCGCUACUGUCCACGUUCCGGCCAGUGGGUUGUGGUGCGUCGCAUGAACAGGAAGCGCAGCGACGCUGCUGCCUGCGCCUUGAAAAGCCGAGUGUACGUGUGUGGCGGCUUCAACGGCAGGCGCUGCCUGGACAGCGCUGAGGAAUACACGCCCGAGACGGACAGCUGGUCGUUCGUUCAUUCGCUGCCCUUCGCCCGCAAUAGCCACCGAAUGAUCAAGAUGGGUGCCUACGUCUACGUUUUGGGUGGCUUUGACGGCCGCCGGCGUCUAACUUCAGUGGUGCGCAGCCUGGCAGAGCCUCCAUUCAAAUGGCAGAGCGUGGCUCACAUGAGGAGAGCCCGGAGCACUUUUGCGCUGGCACAGCUCGACGACGAGCUGUACGUCAUCGGCGGCUACGAUGGCAAGACAUUCGUAGCCAGCGUGGAGCGCUACUCGCCUCAGGACAAUACUUGGAGGGCCGCACCGGAGCUGACCAAGCCUGUGAGCGCCUUGGCCGCUUGCGUCGUGACAGGUGCACCUAUUGCCAAGAAGCUAUCUGUGAGAGGCACUCUAUAG
Rhipicephalus sanguineus (brown dog tick) is the source of this 834-nucleotide messenger RNA. Its product is annotated as kelch-like protein 10. NCBI's taxonomy places the organism in Eukaryota, Metazoa, Arthropoda, Arachnida, Ixodida, Ixodidae. Gene Ontology annotation, molecular function: protein binding. The transcript has 7 exons. The coding region runs from base 1 to 834 and encodes 277 amino acids. The record is from RefSeq and is a predicted model, not a curated record.